Menidia menidia (Atlantic silverside) is the source of this 1503-nucleotide messenger RNA. The record is from the annotation of a GenBank genome assembly. NCBI's taxonomy places the organism in Eukaryota, Metazoa, Chordata, Actinopteri, Atheriniformes, Atherinopsidae.
AUGGCGCUUACUUCUCAAGGAACAAAGAAAAAAGUGUGCUACUACUAUGACGGUGAUGUUGGAAAUUAUUACUAUGGUCAGGGCCACCCCAUGAAGCCCCACCGAAUCCGCAUGACACACAACCUGUUGCUCAACUAUGGCCUCUACAGAAAGAUGGAGAUAUAUCGUCCACACAAAGCCAGCGGAGAGGAGAUGACCAAGUAUCACAGUGACGAUUACAUCAAGUUUCUGCGUUCCAUCCGGCCAGACAACAUGUCAGAAUACAGCAAACAGAUGCAGAGAUUUAAUGUGGGGGAGGACUGCCCAGUGUUCGACGGCUUAUUCGAGUUCUGCCAGCUCUCUGCCGGGGGCUCUGUUGCCGGUGCUGUGAAGUUGAACAAACAGCAGACAGAUAUUGCGAUCAACUGGGCCGGAGGCCUGCACCAUGCCAAGAAAUCAGAGGCUUCUGGGUUUUGUUACGUCAACGACAUCGUCCUGGCCAUUCUGGAGUUGUUGAAAUACCACCAGAGAGUUCUGUACAUCGACAUUGACAUCCAUCAUGGGGAUGGUGUGGAGGAGGCCUUCUACACCACUGACCGUGUCAUGACUGUGUCCUUCCACAAGUACGGAGAGUACUUCCCAGGCACUGGCGACCUGAGGGAUAUUGGUGCCGGAAAGGGUAAAUAUUACGCUGUGAAUUAUCCUUUGAGGGAUGGGAUUGAUGACGAGUCAUAUGAAGCCAUCUUUAAACCUAUCAUGGCCAAGGUGAUGGAGAUGUACCAGCCCAGUGCCGUGGUCCUCCAGUGUGGCGCGGACUCUCUGUCAGGAGACAGGCUUGGUUGUUUCAACCUCACCAUUAAGGGCAAGUUGAUUACAACAUUAAUUUUCAAGUGCCAUGCCAAGUGUGUGGAGUACAUAAAGAGCUUCAACCUGCCGCUGUUGAUGCUGGGCGGCGGGGGCUACACCAUCCGUAAUGUGGCCCGCUGCUGGACAUACGAGACUGCCGUGGCCCUCGAUAGCUCCAUCCCUAAUGAGCUCCCGUACAACGACUACUUUGAGUACUUUGGACCAGACUUCAAGCUGCACAUCAGCCCCUCCAACAUGACCAACCAGAACACCAAUGACUACCUGGAGAAGAUCAAACAGCGCCUGUUCGAGAACCUGAGAAUGUUGCCUCAUGCCCCCGGGGUCCAGAUGCAGGCCAUCCCCGAAGACGCUGUGCAGGAGGACAGCGGGGAUGAGGAGGAGGACGAUCCCAACAAGCGGAUAUCCAUCCGCGCUCACGACAAGAGGAUAGCGUGUGAGGAAGAGUUUUCUGACUCUGAAGAUGAAGGCGAAGGCGGUCGCAGAAACGCAGCCAGCUUCAAGAAAGCAAAGCGAGCCAAAACCGAAGGAGAGAAAGAGGGAGAAGAAAAGGAGAAGAAAGGUGAGGAGGAACCACAAGAAGUAAAAGAAGAGGAGAAGGUGCCAGAGGAGGAGAAAAUGGACACCUCAAAGCCGAAAGAGGAGUCCAAGACACCCUAA